Molecule: messenger RNA, 2396 nt
Organism: Durusdinium trenchii
Lineage: Eukaryota; Dinophyceae; Suessiales; Symbiodiniaceae
Source: the annotation of a GenBank genome assembly
GAGGAUUCUUGGAGGACCCCAAACAACAUGGUUUCAGAUUUUUUUUUGCCUUAGCGGUUGCUGUGGGUCUUCAUGCUUUGACAAAACAAAAUAUUCAAUUAUACGUAUACUUUGGUUCUUUAUCAGACAUUUGCAGAGGUAUCUUCUGAUGAAGGUACCAUUCACCUUUAAAUCACCACGUUUGGUUGAAGAAUCGUGUGUGUACACUUGGGCCCCCUUGCCAUGUCCUGUCAGACUCAUCUUAAAAGGGUGAUGGCAAGUCUUUGGGCCAUUAAGGCUUGGCCAUUGGUGUGUUGGAGGGCCAGAAGCGAAGUCGCAUGGCUUCGACUGGAACCGUUGCUUCCUCUAUUCAGCAAAGGAUCCACGAGGGAUGUGACAAAAGAGAGUUGCACAGUUCUUCUGAGUCUUUUUGUGCCAAAAGGAAAAGGAGAAAACAACUGAUAAUCACUUGGCUGUGAGGCUUUCUUCUGCUAUUUUGAUUGGGCUCUUGUCCAGAGCUUGCCUCUGGCCCAAAACGCUCCCUGAGCCUACAGGACUCUGAUUUGCCUUGCGAUUUGCAUCUUUGGCACGGCUGGGCCGAUCGCCAAGCACGCUGGGUGCUGCUGGCGCCGCCCGCGGGUGUCUCCGAGGUGCCCUUCAGCGAGGAGCACCAGCGGGUAGCCUGGGCGCGUGCGGAGCUGGCGCAGCUGCGGGCGUGGGCCGAGGUGAAGCGGAGGCGUCGCGACUGGUGGCGCCCACCCGCACCGCCCGACGACGAGGGCGCAUCGCUGACCGAGGACGCGAUGGCUCGACGGGCCGAAGGCCUCAUUGAGCUGGGCGUAGACCUUUCUACGCCACUCUUUAAUGAGGGAGGGGAGACACUGCUGAUGUUGGCGGCCGAGCAAGGAUGGAUCAAGCUGUGCAGGCACUUGUGUGGGAUUCUCACGAGACGCUCUUUGGAUGCACAGGAGGAGGAGUCUGGCUACACGGCCCUCUUCUAUGCCACCCGAGCCAACCAACUGGAGAUCAUCAAGCUGCUUCUGGAUGCGAAGGCCUCGCCGCAGCUCUGCUCGGCGCGCGCGGGCGCCACGCCGCUGCACGUGGCCUGCCACGCAGAGGCCGCCCGCGCGCUGCUGGCGGCCAAAGCGGAGGCGCCGUCGGAAGCAGCGGAAGCGCUGGGCUUGGCGAAGAGUGAAGAGAUUAGGCAGCUGUGGUCGGAGGCGCGCGCGGAGGCCGCGCGGGUCUCCAAGCCUCUGAGACGGCGACGUGUGGUGUACGAGGAGGAGGACACCCUGGACAUCCAAUGGCACUGUUCCGGUGAGAUCUUCGUGCGAUCCAUUGGGCCCAAAGAUAAGGCCAAGGAGGCAGGAGUUCGGCCGGGCUGGACGCUGAAAACGGUGGACUCUCAAAAGCCGGUGGAACGCGAUCUGCGGCGAAAGCCACCGGUGCAACUGGAGUUCCAGCGUCCCCUGGAGCUGCCGGAUGAUUUCUGGCACGGUCACCUGGCGGAGCUCAUUGAUCAGCGACAAAAGGCUCGAGACGACACGAGCGAGCGCCACACACGAGCUUGGGCCUCGAAGGCCCGUGCGGAAGGUGGCGCCACCCUCCUUCGAGGAACCACCAAGUGGAAGGAGGUCCGUGUACCAGGGCGGCUUCCCUUGGUCACUGAGAGCAAUGGGCGUUGGAAGCAUCGAGAGACCUUUCAAUCGGGCUUUGCGGAUGAGGCAACGUACAGCGAGAAGCUACGGCGCUCCGCUCCUGCCUCGCGCUGUGGAAGUGGCUCAGUGUCCACGAUGUCGUCCGUUGCGUCAACUCCACGGGAGAAGCUCCCCUGUCGAAGCCUCUUCAGGAGCCAAGAGAGCGAUUCCGACGUGGAAGCCCGCGCAGCUCUCGCCGCGCGCCCCGCCUUGCGUGCCAUCCAACUGGACUCCCUUAGCGCUUUGACCGCCCAGCGCUCCGAGCGCGGGCGGGCUGCGGUGCUCAAGGCAAGCUUCAGUGCUGCUGACAAGGACCGAGACAACCAGCUCAGUCGCGCAGAGUUCUCCUUGAUGCUCCGGCGAGCCUUCCCGGAGAUGUCUCGACAGCAGAUCGACAAGGAGUGGGCCAUUGCUGACUGUCAGGGGACCGGUUCGAUCAGUUUCAACGAGUUCGUCGAAUGGCUGCGACCCGAGGAUGAUGCGUUGACGCACAUCCCGCUGCUGGCCAGCUUCCGGCUGUGGGACCUCUCAGAGAGCGGCGGCAUCAGUUUCAAGGAGAUGGACUUCACCCUGAAGAAGGGCCGUACGGGCUUGAGUGAGAAGGAGAUUGAUGAGCUGCUGCUGGAGAUCCACGCUUGGAGUGGUGACUUGUCCUUUCUGGACUUCGCCCAGAUCCUCUUUCCGCCGGAAAGCCACCUCACUGGCCGCUCCAACCUCUGA